Molecule: messenger RNA, 1364 nt
Organism: Neogale vison (American mink)
Lineage: Eukaryota; Metazoa; Chordata; Mammalia; Carnivora; Mustelidae
Product: 60S acidic ribosomal protein P0-like
Biological process (GO): ribosomal large subunit assembly; cytoplasmic translation
Cellular component (GO): cytosolic large ribosomal subunit
Molecular function (GO): large ribosomal subunit rRNA binding; structural constituent of ribosome
Source: RefSeq, a predicted model, not a curated record
AUGACUGAGAGAACAUGGGCACAGAUUUGCCAACUCAGAUCUUGGAAAGCUUGGAAGCCCUGCCGCUUAUCACUCAGAAACACACAGCUGGAACAGCUUCACCUUCAGCUGCAGGAGCUGCUUAACCAGCUGGAAGAGAAGCCGAGAAGGUUUGGAGCCUUAAUCUUGGCCAUGUCUGCACAAUCCACCACUGCUAAUGGAAAGCAGUGGAGGGAAAAGGCCAACUUAUUUUUCACAAAAGUUCAAAAACAUGAUUCUGAAGAAACAAUAGUCUUUUCAACAAAUUUUCCUAAAACAAUUAGAUAUCUAUAUGCCCCCCCAAAAAAGAUUCAUGCCUUGGAUGGAAGACAGGGCGACUGGAAGUCCAACUACUUCCUUAAGAUUAUCCAACCUUUGGAUGAUUAUCCAAAAUGCUUCAUUGUGGGAGCAGACAAUGUGGGUUCAAAGCAGAUGCAGCAGAUCCGCAUGUCCCUCCGUGGGAAGGCUGUCGUGCUGAUGGGCAAGAACACCAUGAUGCGCAAGGCCAUCCGAGGGCAUCUGGAGAACAACCCAGCUCUGGAAAAACUGUUACCUCAUAUCCGGGGGAAUGUGGGCUUUGUGUUCACCAAGGAGGACCUCACUGAGAUCAGGGACAUGCUGCUGGCCAAUAAGGUGCCAGCUGCCGCCCGUGCUGGUGCCAUAGGCCCAUGUGAGGUCACUGUGCCAGCCCAGAACACUGGUCUGGGGCCCGAGAAGACCUCCUUCCAGGCUUUAGGCAUCACCACUAAAAUCUCCAGAGGAACCAUUGAAAUCCUGAGUGAUGUGCAGCUGAUUAAGACCGGAGACAGUGGGAGCAGCGAAGCCACGCUGCUGAACAUGCUGAACAUCUCCCCCUUCUCCUUUGGGCUGAUCAUCCAGCAGGUGUUUGACAAUGGCAGCAUCUACAACCCUGAAGUGCUUGACAUCACAGAGGAAACUCUGCAUUCUCGCUUCCUGGAGGGUGUCCGCAAUGUUGCCAGGGUAUGUCUGCAGAUAGGUUACCCAACUGUGGCAUCAGUGCCCCAUUCUAUCAUCAAUGGAUACAAGCGGGUCCUGGCUUUGUCUGUGGAGACUGAUUAAGCCUUUCCACUUGCUGAAAAGGUCAAGGCCUUCUUGGCUGAUCCAUAUGCAUUUGUGGCUGCUGCCCCUGUGGCCGCUGCCACCACUGCUGCACCUGCUGCUGCUGCAGCCCCAGCCAAGGCUGAAGCAAAGGAAGAGUCGGAGGAGUCUGAUGAGGAUAUGGGAUUUGGUCUCUUCGACUAAUCAGCAAAAAGCAACAAAUUCAGCCAAGUUUAUUUGUGAAACAAGGAAAUAAAGGCUUACUUCUCUUGAAAAAAAAAAAAAAA